AGUAUUGCAUAUAUCAAGUAUAUACUGUAUUUUGUAUUGUAUGCAGAGCCUACUGUAAUAUUACUAUAUAGUACUUGUAUGCAGAGCCUACUGUAAUAUUACUGUUUAGUACUCUUACAUUCUUCCAUUCCCUCUCAUUCGUUGUUUAUUAAAUAUCACUCAAUCACUACUAAUGAGUGUAACAGUAGUGAUUGUUGAAACCUAUUCUCUUUUGUAAACAGAAAAUAAACAUAUUACAUUUUGGACUUUGAUCGCAACGGUUGUGUUAUUAUUUUUGUCUAUUUGAAAGACAUUACAUUGGCGACGAGGAAAAAUAAAAAAAAAAAAUAAAAGUUAGUGUAUAUACACAUAAAAAAAUAUAUGUAAAUACAUAUAAAUCCAUUUUGUGGAAAUUAAUAAUAAUAAAAAAAACACAACAAAAACAACAAGUAAAUGCCUCCUAAGAUGGAAGAAGCUGCAAAUCAAAGUUUUAAUGUUGCUCCAGUAACAGUGCUUCAAUCGUCGAAUGUGCCGGAAUUCAACCCUAAUGUGGAGUCGUGGAACGUUUGGAAGGAGAGAUUGGACAUUCAUUUUUUUGAAAUUAACUGUUCGGACGAGAACACCAAAAAGUCAAUUUUGUUGAAAUCAAUUGGUGCUGUGCCGUACAGAGUUUUGCAUAGUUUAUGCAGUCCGGAGUCUCCAGUGUCCGUGUCGUAUAAAAAGCUGUGUGAGAUUUUAGAUACACAAUAUACCCCACCAACUAUUGUAUUUAGUGAGCGGAAGAAGUUUCAUUUGUGUAGCAAAGCUGAAAAUGAGUCUGUUGCUGAAUGGUAUGCUCGUGUAAAAACAUUAGCACUCAAUUGCAAGUUUGGUGUCAGCUUGGAUGCAUUUGUACUUAAUCAAUUUGUUAUGGGUUUGCCAAAUUUCAUCUUUGAACGAUUGUGUGAAGAAGAUGAAACCCUAACAGUACAAAGUGCAUUAAGAAAGGCUAUGAUUUUGGAAACGAAGCAUAUGGCAAAGGCAGAGGAGAAAAGUCAAUGCACUGUAAAUUUGGUUAACGGUCAGAAAUAUGCAAAAAAUCACUAUGGUGGUGGUGGCAGAGGCAGCACUGGCAGUGGUAAUAGAGAUGGUGGUAGCAGCAGCAGCAAACGUAACAACAAUAGCAGAGACAGCAAGAGCGGUGGUGGCAAGAAAUAUGCAUGUUCUCAUUGUGGUUGGAGAAAUCAUAGUUCUCAGUCUUGCAAAUAUAAAGAGAGCAGAUGUCAUUCGUGUGGAAAAAUUGGUCAUUUGGCUUCGGUCUGCUAUAGUAGGAAAAAGAGUGUAAAUUAUGUAUCGAAUGAAAUUAAUGACGUUGAGAGUGAUGUUCAUGAAUAUAACAAUGUUUUCGAUUAUUCUAUUUUUAGUGUGGCUGAGAAAGAAAAUGGUGAUGUGUAUUCUCUGGAUGUUGUUGUUGAUGGUGUGGAACUGAAGGCAGUGUGUGAUACAGGUGCACCAUGUACGUUGUUGCCGAUCUCAUUUUUGGAAGAGAACGGAAUUAAGAGAAAAUUGAGAUCGUGUAAAGUGCCAUAUGUAGAUUACAAUGGUGUUAAGCUGAAGUUGGCUGGUGAAUAUGAUGCAAGUGUAACGUAUAAAGGUAUGGAUUAGUGGAUACCCUAGUUAGUGACAAUGGGUCACAGUUCACAUCAUCUGAAUUUCAGACAUUUUUAUCCUUAAAUGGAAUUAAGCACAGUUUAACUGCACCCGGACAUCCAUCCACAAAUGGGCAAGCCGAAAAUUUUGUCAAAACGCUUAAAAAAUCUAUCUAUGCAAAUUUGGAUGGUAACAGAGACGCCAAUAUUGAUCAGAUUUUAUGCCGAUUCUUAAUGGACUAUCGAAAUAUGAUCCACUGCAGUACUGGUGAGUCACCGGCAAAAAUAUUUUUCGGGAGAGAGCUCAAGACCCGAUUCAGCAAUCUUAAACCUCCUACCAUAAAAGAAAAAUUAAAGCUUUCGCAAGAGAAAAACAUAAUACAUCAUAAAGGAAAACGCAAUGCAACUUUCCAUGAAGGUCAAAAGGUUAUGGUUCGAGAUUACCGAAAUACCAAUAAACCCAGUUGGACACAAGCUACAAUCACACAACAACUCGGACCUCAAUCUUACUCGUGUACAUUAAGUCACAAUAAUAACAACAUCAAACGUCAUUUAGACCAAAUCCGAGGCAGUUCUGUACAACAGCUGUCCAACGACAUCACGAUUCCAUCCAACAACAACGACAACAAUGCUAUAGUCACACCUCCAUCAAUAACUGAAGAUACUUCACAAACCACAAGAAAUCUCAGACCUCGAGCAGGAGGAAAAGUCGUUAAAAAAAACUAAAAAAAAUA
This is a messenger RNA of Musca vetustissima, 2341 nucleotides long. RefSeq lists its product as uncharacterized. The record is from RefSeq and is a predicted model, not a curated record. The transcript is spliced from 2 exons. Gene Ontology annotation, molecular function: nucleic acid binding; zinc ion binding. NCBI's taxonomy places the organism in Eukaryota, Metazoa, Arthropoda, Insecta, Diptera, Muscidae. The coding region runs from base 433 to 1623 and encodes 396 amino acids.